AGAGGGAGAGAGAAGAAACUGCCGGAAGGAGAAAGAAGAGAGGGGGCGGGGACGCAAGAGGACGAGGAGAGAGUUGCAAAGAGAAAGAAGAGAUAGGAGGAGAGAAAGCUAGAAGGAAAGAAAGGGAAAGGAGAGUUAGAGGUACAUGAAGGAGGUGAGAAAGAGGGAGACACAAGGUGGAGAGAAGCCCUCAGAAGGAGAGAGAACCAAGAGUGGGAACGUGAAAGGGAAACAGCCCAGGGGGUAACCAGGGAGCAGCCAUGGAGGGAACUGGAGGAGAACUGGGGGGACAGGGGAACUGGGGUCUGGAAGAUGCCCCAGGCCUCUUGGCCAGGGCCUCCCUGCCCAUCAUACCUGCAUGGCCAUUGCCCCUGGCCUCCUCAGCCCUUACCCUGCUCCUUGGAGCCCUCACUUCCCUUUUCCUCUGGUACUGCUACCGUCUGGGCUCCCAAGACAUGCAGGCCCUGGGGGAUGGGAGUCGGGCUGGGAGUGUCAGUGGUGGGCCUGGGGGAUGCUCUGAAGCUGGCAGGCCUAGCCCAGGGAGCUCUGGGGAGCCUGGGGAAGGACCCAGGACAGAAGGCCUAGUGAGCCGUCGCCUUCGGGCCUAUGCCAGACGCUACUCCUGGGCGGGGAUGGGUAGGGUGAGGCGGGCAGCUCAGGGUGGCCCAGGCCCUGGGGGAGGGCUAGGGGUCCUGGGCAUUCAGCGCCCAGGCCUGCUUUUCCUGCCAGACCUGCCUUCAGCCCCCUUCGUGCCACGGGAUGCCCAGCGGCAUGACGUGGAGCUCCUGGAGAGCAGCUUCCCUGCCAUUUUGCGGGACUUUGGGGCUGUGAGCUGCGACUUCUCAGGGACUACCCCUCUGCCUCGGGGCUGGUCCCCACCCCUGGCCCCUGGGUGCUACCAGCUCCUGCUGUACCAAGCAGGCCGGUGCCAACCCAGCAACUGCCGCCAGUGCCCAGGAGCCUAUCGGGCACUGAGGGGGCUGCGGAGCUUUAUGAACGCCAACACCUUCGGCAAUGCUGGCUUUUCCGUCCUCCUGCCUGGGGCCCGGCUCGAGAGCCGCUGCGGGCCCACCAAUGCGCGGGUCAGAUGUCAUCUGGGCCUGAAGAUCCCCCCUGGCUGUGAGUUGGUGGUCGGGGGUGAGCCCCAGUGCUGGGCUGAGGGACACUGUCUACUGGUGGAUGAUUCCUUUCUGCACACAGUGGCUCAUAAUGGCUCCCCUGAAGAUGGGCCUCGAGUGGUCUUCAUCGUGGACCUCUGGCACCCCAACGUGGCUGGGGCCGAGCGCCAGGCCCUCGACUUUGUCUUCGCACCAGACCCUUGAAGGAAGGUGUUCCCUUCAGACAUCGGGCUGGAGAGAUGCUGCACUCAGGGAUGGCUUGAGUGGUAGCCAGGACCUCCUCUCCAUUGCACGGGCUGGGGUGGGGCUGAGGGUGGGAACU
Diceros bicornis minor is the source of this 1440-nucleotide messenger RNA. It is a transcript of the gene ASPHD1, whose product is annotated as aspartate beta-hydroxylase domain containing 1. The record is from RefSeq and is a predicted model, not a curated record. Bases 261 to 1322 code for a protein of 353 amino acids. Lineage: Eukaryota; Metazoa; Chordata; Mammalia; Perissodactyla; Rhinocerotidae. The transcript has 3 exons.